AUGUAUAUAAAGGAAAAAGAGCUAUCGAAAUGCAUCACAAUGUUGUUCGAGAUUCUUCUGGCGGCAAUUUCAAUUUCGCCGAUUUCGGCAUGCGGCGGACCCAAAAUAUCUUCUAUUCUCAACUGCGAUACUAUUAAACCUGGAAAUACAAGCGUCGAUUUCGCGCAGCCGAUGGCUGAUGGUGAUGAGUUCAUUUUUCGUGGUAAACUCUUCGUAAAAGAAGCCCUUACGAGAACCAGAGCUAUAUUCGACUUGGAAGGAAGCAACGGCGGAAUUGUACUUCAUUUUCGCUACGAUUUCCAAAGUGGUGGUCAAAGGGAGAAGAUCGUUCUCAAUAGUUGGACUGGAAGCGCAUGGGGCAACGAGCUGCACCAUGCAAGUCCAUUCAAGCCAGGGCAACAGGUCGAAAUUCAUGUGAAAAAAAUCGGAAGCAUCUAUGAGAUAACCGUCACCGACGGCGUCGUGCUGACUUUCCCACAUCGAUUGGCCGCUUCGCGAAAUCCCAUAUCAUUUUCCUAUCUGGGUGACUGGACAGUUUCGUCGAUUCAGAUGAUUUGCGCCAAGCAAAAUUCCGAUUCAGAAUAA
Caenorhabditis bovis is the source of this 585-nucleotide messenger RNA. Lineage: Eukaryota; Metazoa; Nematoda; Chromadorea; Rhabditida; Rhabditidae. The record is from the annotation of a GenBank genome assembly.